This is a messenger RNA of Pogona vitticeps (central bearded dragon), 1049 nucleotides long. NCBI's taxonomy places the organism in Eukaryota, Metazoa, Chordata, Lepidosauria, Squamata, Agamidae. The record is from RefSeq and is a predicted model, not a curated record.
AUCUUUUGCUUUCCUUUGCUUCACUUUUUCAGCCAUUGUCCCCAGAGCUGAUUCUUCUUCAUUCAUCUACUCUUGGUAUGGAGACAAUCAGAAUAAAUUUGGAAGAAAUGACCAAGUGGAAUUAUACUUCAGUGACAGAGUUUGUUCUUCUUGGCUUCACAGAUCGUCAGGAGAUCAAGGCACUACUCUUUGUCCUCUUCCUGGCUAUCUAUGUGUUCACGCUGCUGGGAAACAUAAUUGUCAGCCUGUUAAUCUGGACAAGCUCCUCUCUGCACAGCCCUAUGUACUUUUUCCUCAAUAACCUGGCUCUCCUGGACCUCAGUUAUGCCUCUGCCAUUACGCCUAUGAUAUUGGACAUUUUGUUAGCACAGAAGAUGACGAUUUCAUUCAGGGGAUGCAUGGCACAAAUGUAUCUGUUUGCUUUGUCUGCAGAUGCAGAAUGUCUCCUCUUGGCUGCCAUGGCAUAUGACCGCUACAUGGCCAUUUGUAAUCCACUGCUCUACCCAAUUCUCAUGUCUCGCAAGGUGUGCAUCUGUCUUGUAGCUGGCACCUAUCUCAUAGGCAGUCUGACCUCAUUGGUGCACACUUAUUUUACAUUCCACCUUUCCUUCUGCAAUUCCAACAUCAUCAAUCAUUUCUUCUGUGCCAUCCCGCCACUGUUAGCCCUCUCCUGCUCUGACCCUCACAUCAACGAGACCCUCCUCUUUGCCCUCUGUGGUUCCAUCCAAACUAGCACUUUUGUGUUCAUCCUGAUCUCUUACGCCUGUAUCCUGGGCACUGUCCUGAGGAUCCCCUCUGCAGAAGGCCGCCACAAAGCUUUUUCGACUUGUUCCUCCCAUUUGACAGCUGUUGCCCUUUUCUGUGGAGCCCUUCUUUUCACGUAUCUGCGUCCUAGUUCUAGCUAUGCCUUUGACACAGACAAAGUCAUUUCUGUUUUCUACACUGUGGUAUUUCCCAUGUUGAAUCCUCUAAUCUACACCCUGAGGAACAAAGAAGUGAAGGAUGCCUUGAAGAGAGUGUUGGAAAGAACUGGGUGCUGUCUUCAGUGA